Somion occarium is the source of this 3740-nucleotide messenger RNA. The record is from the annotation of a GenBank genome assembly. NCBI's taxonomy places the organism in Eukaryota, Fungi, Basidiomycota, Agaricomycetes, Polyporales, Cerrenaceae.
AAGAGAACGACAUCAUGCAGACAUAUGCAUAAGCUCUAGUAUUUAUUAUCCCUGGAGGUGUGGAGACAUCCUGUCAGUGCUGAACCAACAAUAUCAUUCUGCAGGCUGAACGACAGGACCUGCCAUAUUAGUGGGAUGAUCGGUGAUCGUCCGGAGGCGCCGUUGCAAUAGUGCGCCGAAGAGUGCAAGAAUCGGACAAACUGUCUGCUUCACCGUCUGUGCACUCGCCGAAAUGACUUCGCCGCCGCCGACACGUCCCCGGGUGGUGACUGGCUCACCGUAUUUGUCGGUGCCCGACUCUAGGAGGUCGCUCUCUGCCUCCCCCUCGUCCUCGCCAGAGUCCUCCCCGUUCAUCCCCUCGUCUUUACCCGCACAGUGGCCUACACCUCGUCCGUCGGUAUCUCGAGCCAACUCGCAUGUUCGCUCUUUCUCUCAGUCUGUUACAUCCUCAACGCGACCAUCCCCAUAUCUUCUUCCACAAGGAUCUUCACUCAACAUGGCGCAGCCUCGAAGGCUGCUUAUGCCUACAGUCAGACCAACUCGCCAGCAUAUUUACUGUCCUUCGCCGAAGAUACCACCUUCAAAGACAUCUCCAGCUAAACUUGGACGUUCAAGAGCCGGCUCAUUAGUACCGAGUACGCAGAACUCUCCUGAGUUCUCUAUUACAUCAUCUCCACCUCAGGAUUGGAUCGGUGCUGGUUGUCGCUUCGAAGUGGUCGAAGACCAGCUUGAACUGGACGGAUAUCAAAUUUAUGCCGUAGAGAAAUGGGUUGUAGAACGAAAGCGGCCUGUUACAGUCUUGACGGUUUAUACCGGAAAUCCUAAACAAAGAAUAACGGUGACUGCCCUGAGCCCUUUGUCAUCUCUUUCCGCUGCGGAAGCUCAGGCGGAGUGGGACAAGGCAAUUUAUCAACUACGUCGGGAUGGCGCGAAACCGAGAGAAACCGAUAAAGGGAUGGUGAUGGUUACUUCUCUUGCUAACUUUCGCUCAGAUUACACUAUUGUGCAUAUCCCACGAGGAAGCUUCCUUGACGUCCAAGAGCAGCUAUAUACCAACAUCGACGUCCUCCGUAUGGGGUGCAGUGGCCGAAGUGCUCUGACUCUCGAAGAACCUAGCGAUACGACAAAAGACCGAUUCAUCUCAAUGUACUAUAUAUCUGAGAAGACGCUGACCCGAGCGCAAGAACUCUUCAACCCGACGGUUCUCGAGCUCGUUAAGUUAAUACAAGCUGCAUUAGCCAUCUACGGUAUGUUCGACCUGGCGCCGGACGAGAGGAACGGUCUCCUGUGCGAUGUCACCUAUGAAGGCAUUCAACGAUGGAUUGCCGAGAUUGGCGAGCCGUGUAUACAGGUCGAGCCGACUGAACGAAUAGCGGACCCCUCCGUUGUGGCAGCAUUAUUUAGCAUGAUCCUGACUAUCCGCAACAAGUUGCAUGCGUUAGGCUAUAGUGUACCCAAGGAUCCUUUCAUAGAUCCUGCUGCCUUCAUUAGGUCUCUUACUACCUUCCAGAACUCAAACAAACCUCACGAUCACAAGCACACAUUGUCGCUUCCUCACUAUAACUCUCCUCUAACUCACCCAUCAUCCUCCACAUUGCCAUCAUCCAACAACACGCCUUCAGCUAGCACUGCCAAUAUCUCUUCCAUCUCAUUGACAUUCCUCAGCCAAUCUCUAAUACAGGCCAUUCAAACGGCGUACGACAAAUUCAAACAGUCCGAGUCGUAUAAAGUCCAUAAAGUUCUCAUCAACAAAUUGGAUGACCUGGCUACCGACCUUCGAACUAAUCCUGAAGCUCAUGGGAGGAGUGGUGGCUGGGGAGGAUUGUGGAACAACGCGUUAAAUAACCCUACCACGGAUCUCGACGCCCUCGUUCGGGUAGUCAUUCUCGGCGGGAGCUCGAAGGAUGGUGUUGGUAGUUUACGAUACCUAUGGACUGGCCGGCCACAGGAGGUCGCUAGGAAAAGGCUCGAAAAGGAAAGAUUGGCCGACAACGAGGAGAAGGAGAAUGAAGCUAAAGCCGAGAAGGACGGAAGGGAGAAAGGUAAUGAGAAAGAUAAUAAGGCCUCCGAUGAGGAACCGGACACUAUGGGCGGUAAACCAUGGUCAGGUCGAGUUCAAAAGAAGAUCGAAUCUUGGGCAGCCCUCGGUCGCACCAAGAAACUCAGUGCAGACUUAGGCUCAAAAAUGAAGCCUUGGGUGAGCCCUGAGAGCCCUCUACGAAGUGUUCCUGCUACACAGCCUUUGGUUCCCUCCGUAGUCAUCUCCAGGGACCCUGCGGAUGAGGAAGAUAUCUUGAGCAGUGGGCAAGUGUCUCCGGUUUCUGAUUCGCAGGCUCGAAAUUCAAUGUUGCAUCUGGGUGCACUCCCACCCGCUGCACACUCUGCCGACGAGCUAUCCGAUUACGAUCGUCGCGUAUCUGAGUUCAAUCACAGAAGGCCGCCAAUGAAACCACAUUACCAAACUCGAAUCAUCAGCUGGUCCGAUCCUGUCACUGCCUUGGACAUCAUCGACGACGGCGGAAUAGACAAGAGACGAGGUUCUAGCCCAUUGGGAAGAAGUGCAUAUGAUGGGUUGGAAGACGUUAGCACACUCGUGGAUGGUGAUGAGGCCAUUAGUGAAAGCCAUCGGACGAAACUGCUGAGUCUGCGGGGUCGGAGGAGUUUUGAUGACGCUGAGCGUCUUCGCGGAACUCGAAUACUUCCUGUGGAACGCAUGCGCAUUGAUGUGGAGUUGUGUGGACAAUUGCUUAUCAUGCAUCGGCGUGAACAACAUCUUGCCAAUGUCCUCGCAUGUCUGCAGGCUCUCACUCAAACUCUCGAGACGUCGAACACAACGAUUCGGAAUGAUUUCAAAGAGCAUCAAUCUGCCAUUUCCGAACUCGACGCUCGUGCUGUCUUGUUGCAACAAAUCGAAACUCUGCGGUCAAAGGCGGAUGUGAUGACUCAAGAGACGAAUGCCCUUGCGUACGAAUCUGCGCAAUUCCAGGUGGACGAUUUGUACCAUAUGGCUUCUCAACCUCGUAUGAAAGUAUUCGAAUUACGCGAGAAAGUGUUUGGUACAGGUAGACGACUUCGUCAAGGCGUACAUGGUGCUCAUGGCCAAUUCAAUCGAGUGCAAUGGACGAUCGACGGACGAGAACGGUUAGUGGACAUGUGGGGUCGGACGGAGAUUGAGGCUGAAGAAGAGGUGGCUUUGCCUGGUGCUCAUGUUGUUGUGCCGGAAGAAGCGGAACGAGAGGUGGUUGAGCAUCAGAGUUUGAAGCCGACGUGGGUAUUGAGGUUUUUCAAUUAUUUUGGGAGUAAAUGGGGAGGCGGGAAGGAUCAUAAGCCGACUGGCAAGGGUCCAGAUGCUAUGGUUAUUGCUUCAAGUCCACCGCAAACGGAGUCGAAGGGGCGUCCGGAUUCUGGUCAUGCGUUGAGCAGUUCAGUGGAAUGGGCGGAUGGACGGACAAAAGUUUCUCGACAUAAUAACGGCUAGGGUUGGUUGGGUAUUUUGACCAUUUGAUGGGUCCUGCUUUAUGGUUUCUUUGGGUAUCGUAGUGUACUAUAUAUUUCACCGGACGGAUGAUGGACAACAACAGCAAUGCACUAAAGCAAAAUGUACAUGUAGAUGUAACUAAAUUAUUCGUAUCCCCACCUCCCAGCAAUAUACAAGCAAUGAUAGCUUAAUAGCUCGAUUAUCGCAUCUUUGUCUUGCCCUGAGUUUUACGGAUGGCACGUUUCUUCUCCCGUUCAAGUGC